Colletotrichum karsti is the source of this 375-nucleotide messenger RNA. RefSeq lists its product as uncharacterized. Bases 1 to 375 code for a protein of 124 amino acids. The record is from RefSeq and is a predicted model, not a curated record. The transcript has a single exon. Lineage: Eukaryota; Fungi; Ascomycota; Sordariomycetes; Glomerellales; Glomerellaceae.
AUGAUUUCGGCAUUACAACACGGAAACGGCAUUGCCUUUUCCCUUGGACCAAUCCCAUUGUCAUGCACCGCUACAGACACGACCUUUUUGGUCCUCAAAACCACCAUCAUCGCAACCCAGAACGUCGUCUGCAGAACCAAACAGAAGGACGCUGAAACCUUCCCCGUCCGUACCGGUUACGUGCCAGUACGGAGUACUGCAACCGUCGCUGUCAUGCUUGGCCCGACGGGUGUGAGCCAAGGUAACCGCUCCCUCGAGAUCGAUUUCGGAGUCACCGUGAUGACUGAGGAGCUCCUGGAUCAUGGAUGGGGUCGCCCGCUCGUGGCCUGUGGCUCCUUAUUUCCGAACCACCUGCUCCCGGUCCCUGAGCCCUGA